Messenger RNA from Arctia plantaginis, 1836 nucleotides. The record is from the annotation of a GenBank genome assembly. NCBI's taxonomy places the organism in Eukaryota, Metazoa, Arthropoda, Insecta, Lepidoptera, Erebidae.
AUGGAGGAUUUGUCGGUCGAGGUGUACGGUGAUAAUGGUGCUUAUUAUAAGGCCAUUGUCACCGACGUGCUCGACAACGAGGUUCUCGUAGCCUUUGAAAAUGACUGGCAGCCGGAGUCAAAAUUCCCGUUCUCCCAAGUGUUCUUACCACCUAAAGAUACCGGGAAACAGACAGACUUCGUGGAAAACCAGGAGGUGGAGGUAUAUGCAAGGUCCAAUGAGAAGGAAGCAUGUGGGUGGUGGACAGCUAAUAUUAAGAUGAUGAGGGGCGAUUUUCUAGUGAUAGAGUACCUAGAAUGGGACAAUUGCUACACAGAAAUAGUGCCAAAGGACCGUCUCCGGGUGAAGACCUCUAAAACACCCAUUGACAAGAACACCUUCCAUAAGUUUGAAAUAACUGUACCUGAUCACCUCAAGGAAUACGUUCACGACAUCCACAGCGCGAAGGUGGAGAACGCGCACAAGGAGUUCCAGAAGGCGAUCGGCGCGGCGCUGGUGUGGUACGUGCCGGAGCGCGGCGCGCUCGCCGUCGUGUCGCGCUGCGAGGCCUCGCACAAGCGCGCGCAGAUGCUGCAGGAGAUGCACUUUAGAAAUCUAACACAGAAGCUGUUAUUGUUGAAAAGGACUGAGGAGGCAGCUAGACAGUUAGAAUCCACAAAAAUACACAACCAGGGCGGUUACACAGACGAGUUCUCAGUGCGCGAAGACCUCAUGGGGCUCGCGAUCGGCACGCACGGGGCCAACAUCCAGCAGGCGCGCAAGGUGUCGGGGGUCACCAACAUUGAGCUGGAGGAGGUGUCUUGCACAUUCAAGAUUUGUGGAGAGUCGGCGGACGCGGUGCGGGCGGCGCGGUCGCUGCUGGAGUACGCGGAGGAGUCCAUCAAGGUGCCGCGCGCCUUCGUCGGGAAGGUUAUCGGCAAGAAUGGGAAGGUCAUACAGGAGAUCGUCGACAAGAGUGGGGUCGUGCGUGUGAAGGUGGAGGGCGACAACGAGCCGCAACCGUCGGCGCCGCGCGAGGAGGGCGUCAUGCCCUUCGUGUUCGUCGGCACCAAGGAGAACAUCGCCAACGCCAAGGUGCUCGUCGAGUACCACGUGGCGCACCUCAAGGAAGUAGAGCAGUUGCGCCAGGAGAAGCUGGAAAUUGACCAGCAGCUGCGCGUGGUGAUGGGCGGCACGUCCACCUACCCGCCGCCGCGAGGCCAGCCACCUUCGCGCCCCCGCCGGACGCGCCCGCCCCACCACCGGUACCCCACUACGGGCGGACGAAGAAUGACUCCAGAAUUAGGUGAAGAGCGAAGUGAUAGUACGGGUUAUCGUGGACGUGGCGGCAGGCCGCCAAGGACUAACAGGUCGAGCGAGCGGCGCGGCGGCGAGGAGCGCGGCGAGCGGCGCGUGCUGGAGAACGGGCGCGCGCACGCCCCGCCGCAGCGCGCCCCCCGCACCAACAACAGCGACGCGCGCGCCAACAGUGGCAGACGACGUGAAGACCGACGAAGGCAAACAGAUGAUGAAAGCUCCGUGCUGGACAGUCAGGACGUGUCCAGCGCAGACAGAGAGUCCGCCACGUCAGACGAGGGACGCGGCGCGGGCGAGGCGGCCGGAGCCAGGCGCCGCCGGAGGAGGAGGCAAGGAGGCGGGUGGAAGAACGGAGCGGGCGGAGCCGCGGCGCCGGCGGCGGCGGGCGCGGCCGUAGCGCCGGCGGCGGCGACGGCGGUGGCGACAGCGGGGACGGGCGCGGCGGCGGGGGCGGGCGCGGGCGCGGGCGAGGGCGCGGCGCGCGGGGCCAAGCGACGCUCGCCGGCGCGCAAGGCGCCGCUGCUGAACGGCACGGCCUGA